Cryptotermes secundus is the source of this 681-nucleotide messenger RNA. RefSeq lists its product as uncharacterized. Bases 46 to 639 code for a protein of 197 amino acids. The transcript is spliced from 4 exons. The record is from RefSeq and is a predicted model, not a curated record. NCBI's taxonomy places the organism in Eukaryota, Metazoa, Arthropoda, Insecta, Blattodea, Kalotermitidae.
UUGCUCUGAGAGACACUGAAGAAGUUGGAAGAAGCUGAAGAUUAAAUGGAUAAUCCAUCAAUGUCAAGGACAAUGCGAAUGCAGCUUGCGUUGUGCAGUCUGGAGCUGGAAUGUGAGCGUGAUGAGACCAACAAAGAGCUAAAAAAUCUCCAAGGAAGCCACCCUGUGGCAAACGCAGACCAUACUGACCAAUACAAGAACCAGCAGCAGGAUGCCAUAUUGCCACCCACUGAAUGUGAAACUUCCAGACAGAAGUCUGAUAUCAGUUCUGAUUCGAGUGGAAUGCAGUCUGAUCCACAGGAAUGUGAGCCAGUUGAUGAAGUCAACAAAAACAGCGAGAAAGCCUGUACACAGUUCGAUUCAACUGUAAGUCUAAAUGAAUGUAUGCAGAAAGAGCAAAUCAAAAAAUUGUACCUUGAAACAGUUGACGCGUGGAGACCUGGAAAAUCAGAAAUUGUGUGCCCUGCAUGUGGCUCUAAGGGCCAGCCGUUGCUGAGACGUCACCAUGGUCAAGUGUUUAAAUCUGCAUUAGGGAUUAUCUGCACAUUCGGGUAUGAUUCUUACAAAUCACACCUUAUACAUAACUUGUUUAAUAUGGCUUUUGGGGAUGGUAUUCACCUACUUCAAUUAGCACUUUAGCAUUCUCUUGCAGACACUGAGAACUAUAAUGAUGGAUGUCUG